AAAUAACAAAUACCUUUCACAUUAUUGUUGUUCAGUCAGAAAUAUACUGGGUAGAAACAUUCUAAAUUAACCCAUCAUGGUCGCAAAGAAAGUUCUUAUCGUCCUCUCGGACGCAAGCUCUUUUCCCCUCUACAACACAGGCAGCGAUGGCAAAACAGUCUCGCAACCCUCCGGUUACUUCCUUAUGGAACUCGCCAAGCCGCUCCAAAAGGUCCUUGACGCUGGCUACGAAGUCACCUUUGCGUCGCCAGAAGGCAAGGAGCCCACGCCAGACCCGCUCAGUGUAUCCCUCGCGGCUUUUGCUGGCAACUACUACGAAAAGCAGCGCGAACUUGAUUUGAUUGAGCGCAUGAAGAAGGAGAAUGGAUUUUCGAGGCCGAAAAAGUUCUCAGAGAUCAGCGAUGACGAUUUGAAGAGUUACAGCGGCGUCUUCAUCCCCGGUGGCCACGCCCCCUUGUCGGACCUUGGAGACAACCCAGAGCUCGGACGCAUACUCACACACUUUCACUCUGCCCAAAAGCCUACCGCAGCUCUCUGCCAUGGGCCCUGGGCCUUUCUAUCAACCAAGUACACACCAAACAAGGCCGAAUUUGCGUACAAAGGCUACAAGAUGACGAGUUGGUCUGAUGCAGAGGAGAAAUUUAUGGAGACGAUAAUGAGAGGCGAGAUUGAUAAGGUGGAAUUUACAUUGCGAGAGGAGGGCGCCGAUAUGCAGGAAGGCAUUGCGAAGAGUAUGGGAAGCAUUACGGUGGAUAGAGAGCUCAUCACAGGUGACAACCCAAUGUCAGCGAAUGCGAUUGGAGACAAGUUUGUUGAGAUGAUGGCUGCCAAGUAAAGGUCGAACAUAGCUCGGAACAAACGGUUAGCACCGAAUGAUAUCAGGACAUGGAAAUUCGAUAAAUCAUGCAGUCUCAA
This is a messenger RNA of Pyrenophora tritici-repentis Pt-1C-BFP, 915 nucleotides long. Its product is annotated as ThiJ, putative intracellular protease-amidase. Gene Ontology annotation, molecular function: glyoxalase III activity. NCBI's taxonomy places the organism in Eukaryota, Fungi, Ascomycota, Dothideomycetes, Pleosporales, Pleosporaceae. Gene Ontology annotation, cellular component: cytoplasm. The record is from RefSeq and is a predicted model, not a curated record.